CGCCGGAUAUCGUCAGUAUCGGUUAGACGCGCAACCCUCGACAUGUUUCGCCGGCUCGGCGCGACUUUUGUUUUCGUCGUGCACAUUUUUUUACCCGUAUUGCCGACGUAUAUGCCAUCGUCCAUGUCGUCGUCGUCGUCGGAUUUCACGGGCCCAUCUUUUUUGUUGGAGCCUCCCGGAAAGUUCGAGUUCUCUAACACAACGGGCGCGUGGAUCGACUGUACAGCGGCCGGACAUCCGGCGCCACAUAUCCGGUGGCUGAUGGCCGAUGGGACGCCGGUGCCGGACGUACCGUCGCUCCGGCAAGACAUGUCAAAUGGCACACUCGCACUGUUGCCGUUCCCGCCGGCAAUGUACCGACAAGACGUGCACAGUUCCGUGUACCGAUGUCUGGCCACCAAUGAUGUUGGAACCAUCGUCAGUCGUGAUGUGCACGUCAGAGCUGUUGUGGCUCAAGAUUACAGCCUCGAGGUUCGCGUGGUAAACGGAGGAUCUGCCAAAGGAUGCACAGCGGUAUUGGAAUGCGUAACGCCAACGUUCAUGAAAGAUUUAGUCAAGGUCGUAUCGUGGCUUCAAGAACCAGGAUUCUAUAUUUAUCCAUCUUUACAAGGAGACGGAAAAUAUCACGCAAUGCACACUGGUGAACUAUUGGUUCACAAUCUCGAAUCGAGCGAUCAGUUCUCGUCAUAUACGUGUCAAAUGAUGCACACUUUGACCAGAAAAUUGACGACCAGCACACCAGCCAACAUAGCCGUUCACGAGGCCGCGGGAAAUGAGAUGGUCGAAAUCGUCGCUCACAAGAGUUCGGUCCGCGUUGCCCAAGACGAAGGCGCCGUUCUCACGUGCAUCACAACCGGAUGUCCGCAUCCUCAUUUUAGAUGGUAUCACGUACUGGACGAGAACGAACCGACACUGUUAGAAACGGGCUCGGGAACUAGGGUUCUUGGUCAGGUACUCUCAAUAGAAGCGGUCAGACCAGAAGACGCGGGUACUUAUAGAUGUUCAGCCAACAAUGAUGCCGGCCAGACUAGCGCGGACACAAGACUGGACGUAGUCGUUCCACUUCAAGUACAAAUCAUCCCGGCCACGUCGACAGUCAGCCUGAACGGGCAAACUGAGCUGAGGUGCAUGACAUCCUCGUCGAACGACGGACCGCACUCCAUCACUUGGUACAAGGACGGCAGGGUGAUGGCGGGUAGAGCGCAGAGGGAAGUCUUAAGGCUCGUGUCGGUCAGUCGAGCCGAUUGCGGCACGUAUCAAUGUCUGGUGCGCAGGGGCGACGGAGAGACGGCCCAGAGCGCGGCCACCGUACGCUUGGGUGACGCCCCGCCGAUUAUGGAGUACACGUUCAUUGAGCAAACACUACAACCUGGCCCGACAGUGUCGUUAAAGUGCAGCGCGUCUGGAAACCCUACACCGUCAAUGGCAUGGUCGCUAGAUGGUUUUAAAUUACCAGAUCAUCCGAGAUAUUUAAUUGGUCAAUACGUUACACUGCACGGAGAUAUUGUUAGUCAUUUAAACAUUUCACAAGUUUUGGUGGAAGAUGGAGGUGAAUAUACGUGCACAGCCAAUAACCGAGCAGGAACUACUUCGCAUUCUGCUAGGCUUAAUAUAUAUGGUGAUCCGUACGUUAGACCAAUGAACAAAAUAACGGCCGUGGCCGGAGAAAACAUGAAGAUAAAAUGCCCCGUUGCUGGAUAUCCGAUCAACGAGAUAAGAUGGGAAAAAGAUGGAAAAGAAUUACCAGAGGACCUGAGGCAGAAGACCGACUUGCAGUUGGGCGUGCUGUCCGUGAUGUCUGUGCAAAAAGGAGUGGACUCAGGCUCAUAUACGUGCAUAGCAAACAACAAACACGGACAUUCGGCCAAAAUGACUACUUCGGUGGACGUGAUCGUACCUCCCGUAAUUGAGCCUUUUAAUUUUCCCGCCGACGGGCUGGUAGAAGGCACUCGAACGAGGGUCGUGUGCGGCGUGAGCCACGGCGACCCUCCACUGAGCAUUGCGUGGCUCAAGGACGGCGCGCCCGUCCCGCUGCAGGACGGCGGCGGCGAGGACCCGUCGGCCGCCGUCGCCACUGCCGCUGUCGCCGCCACUUUCGGCAAUGGUGUCGGCAGCAGUGGCGACGGUUCCGUGGUCGUCACCACGCUUGACCCGUACUCCAGUUUGCUCAGCAUUCCCAGGCUCACGCGACAUCACACCGGCCGGUAUACCUGCCAGGCCCAAAACCCCGCGGCCCAGGUCAGGUACACGGCCGCGCUGCUAGUCAAAGUGCCGCCGAAGUGGACCAUCGAACCGACGGACGUGGACAUCGAAAGGAACCGACAGUUAAUCAUCGAUUGUCAAGCCGAUGGUGUUCCCAAGCCUACUGUCAUUUGGAAAAAAGCUACCGGAAGUAAAUCUGGUGACUACGAAGAGUUAAAAGAAAAAAUACAUACGAAAGUACUAAGUAAUCAUUCGCUGUUACUACAAAACGUAAAAGAAGACAAACAAGGAUACUAUCUAUGUCAGGCUUCCAACGGUAUUGGAAACGCCAUCGGAAAAGUGAUCCAAGUCAAUGUUAAAUCUUCACCUCUGUUUUCAUCGACUUCGAGAACGGUCUCCACCAAAGAAGGCGACACGGCAACUUUACAGUGUAACGUGACGGGCGAUCAACCAAUAGAAGUAAAAUGGUUCAAAAACGGCAAAACCGAUACAAUGUCAUCGAGCAAAUUCAGACUUACAGAACGACAACAGACGUUUGGCGAAAAAGUUAUUGCUUCACUACAAAUCAAUAACGUACAAGUAGAUGACGGUGGCUCAUACGUGUGCCAGGCGAGUAACGUGUACGGUAAAGACCAGCAAUUGGUGCAAUUGUACGUCCAGGAGCCGCCAAACAGACCUAAUGAUUUGAGAGUGAUCACUGUGACUAGUACGACUAUCAACGUGCAAUGGGAACACAAUGGCGAUCAGACGUCCAAAUACAUAGUACAGCAUAAGAAAGCCGACGGUUGGUGGGAUCCGACCGAAGUGGAUAGCAACGUUCAUACAGCACUCGUUGGCGGAUUGCAACCAGCUACCAAGUAUUUGUUAAGAGUGAUUGCGGCCGGAGAUGCUGGCUGGAGUUCACCCAGUGACGAUCUGGUUGCGAUCACCAAUCCCGAACGACCCAGUGGCCCUCCGGCAAGAAUCGAAGUCCGGUCUUUGUCGUCUACGCAGCUACUUGUCACUUGGUCGCCGCCACAAAAGGAACACAGGAAUGGCGUAGUGUUGGGGUACAACGUCGGUUUCGUAGAAGCAAAUAGCAUGGAUAACAUGGCCCACAACAUGACUACGGUGUACGGUGACGGGGAAGACGGUGGCGAGUUUAUAUUGGCAGAUUUGAUCAAAUUUAAAAGAUACUCGAUUGUGGUGCAAGCGUUCAACGAAGUCGGUAACGGACCGCUAUCUGAACCCACCACAGCGCAGACUAUGGAAGACGUACCAUCCAGUUAUCCGCUAGAUGUGCAUUGCUCGUCAUUGGGUUCGCAAACGUUACAAAUGUCUUGGAAACAUCCAGAAAUGCAACACUGGAACGGAGUGAUUCAAGGAUACGUGGUCACUUACGAUUCCAUAGAUAGAGAUGACGACAUUGAAAUCGGUAACCGGAGAACACCGUCGCUGACCAUCGUCCUAACAGGACUACACAAAUACACCAAUUACACACUAAAGGUCGCCGCCUAUACACGAAUCGGAACCGGCGAGAACUCCAAACCGAUCAUGUGUUGCACCGAUCAAGACGCACCUGGACCGCCAGAAGACAUAAAAAUCGCCGUUGCAUCUGCACAAUCGUUGACAGUCGCCUGGUCGCCUCCAAAGUACUCAAACGGUGUUCUCCUGCGAUACAAUUUGUACACCAGAGUUAUGAAAGGAGAAGAGGAAUUGAACCAUAUGAAGAGGACGUUGCCAAGUCAUCAUCUGACGUACGAAGCCAAAUCAUUACAGCCACAUUUGGAAUACCAAUAUUGGGUGACGGCUUCCACAAAAAUUGGAGAAGGACAGAGCUCAAAAAUAACGACUCAAAUACUAUCAACGACCAGAAUAGUUCCAGCGAAAAUCGUUUCUUUCGGCGGUCUUAUCGAGAGACCUUGGAGGACGUCCAUAAAACUGCCUUGCACAGCUGUUGGACAACCCACUAUCAAGAGACAGUGGCUAAAAAGCUACAGGGCUAUUCAGUCUUGGGAUGGUAACUUGGAAGUGAUGGAAAACGGUGAUAUGACGAUAGCGUCUCUCCAACGAUCGAACAGCGACAAUUACACGUGUCACGUGGAAAACAUACACGGUGCCGAUGCGAUAAUUUAUCAAAUAAUCGUUCAAGUGCCCCCGGAACCGCCUGUCUUGUACACCGCUCGAGCGACUAGCUCCACUCUCGUGUUUCAUUGGCGACUAUCGUCCAACGGCGACGCUCCGAUCACCGGCUACACUAUGACGUACCACUUGCACCCCAGAGGUCCGUACCGUCAAGUUUCGAUCCCGAGACACACGACGUCGCACUAUCUGAACGACUUAGCGUGCGGCCAGACCUAUCAGGCGCACAUCGUAGCCAACAACAAGGUGGGCAGCUCCAAGCCCAGCGUCGUGGUGACGGCCAAGACGAAAGGCGGUAAGCCCGGAGUGCCAAAGAAAUUGCUGUUCCUGAAGCCCAAUUCCACGUACUUGCGGUUAAACCUGGAAGCAUGGCCAGACAACGAUUGUCCAAUCGAUAGAUUUGUCAUAAGACACCGACCGAUGUUGCAACCACACUGGACCACGACUGCCGACAACUUGCGAAACCAGAGGAAGUUCACGAUAACCGGAUUAAUGCCCGCCACAGAGUACCAGUUGCAAGUAGAGGGCCACAAUGCCGCCGGAUCGACGUUGACGGAAUAUUAUUUUUUCACGCUGACAGAAGACGGAGAAGAACCUCCGCCGGAGCUGGUCGAAAAGAGUCAAAUAUCUCGUCCGUUUUAUUACAUGGACAUGAAAAUGGCUAUUCCCGUGUUAGGAACAUUUGUCGCCGUUCUUGUGGUCGUUUGCACGGCGUUCGUCUGCUUGAAAAGAAAACGGGAUAACGUUCCGGCUCAGGGUGCGGGAGACACACGUGACAGGAGGAGUGCAGAAAAUCAGAAAUAUUAUGCGACUAUCCACAAAGUGGGGCUGACCAAUUCCGAGAAAAUUCCUGAGACGUCGGCCGAUAUAUCGCCUUACGCCACAUUUCCAGUGGACGAUUCACAACGCGGAUCCAUGCCAAUGUUGCACAACCUCACGCUGCGCCAGCAUUCUGUCCACGAAAAUUACGCGCCACCUUCGCACCCACCAAAGAUGUUCAAAAACAGACACGACAGAUCGGCUCAAGAUUUGUACGAAAAACAUUCUGCACACAAUAUUGACGAUUCGGAUUCAGAUGUCGAACAAAAUAUGACGUCAAGUAGGAUUGAAUCGUCCAAUCAUCCGAACAAAACAAAACUUACAAGUUUCAUAUACAGCCGGGCACAGUCCAGUACGUCAUCGGACUUAUCUCCACCGCCAACUGAACAAAAAUCACUGCCACGACGAACACAGACUAGAUGGUUCCCGACCAAUAGAUCUAAAAGGUCUUCCUCGAUGGCCAACACAUCAUUGUUCCCCACAACUAGUGCACGUCGAGCAGAGACUGACAGCAACUCGGACACAUUGAAGAAACUUAACUUGGGCAAGUCGACACUGUGGUCGAGACCUGUGUCAAACAACAACCCACAGAAGCAUUCAGAUUACUCCAUAGCUGUUUAGAUUGGUACACUUAAAUACAAUAGAUUUGUUAUCACACGUUUUUUUUUUUUUUUUUGUUACUUAAGAAAUUUUGUUAUACAUAAUAAUAUUUAAUAUUUAUUAACGAUUUUAAACAUUUUUAAUUGUUUUAAUAAUUAAAAUAUAUAUAAAUAAAAAAAUAAAUAAUAAUUUGAAACAA
Molecule: messenger RNA, 5941 nt
Organism: Aphis gossypii (cotton aphid)
Lineage: Eukaryota; Metazoa; Arthropoda; Insecta; Hemiptera; Aphididae
Gene: Dscam2
Product: cell adhesion molecule Dscam2
Exons: 32
Coding region: 43-5763 (1906 amino acids)
Biological process (GO): cell-cell adhesion; axon guidance
Cellular component (GO): plasma membrane; axon
Molecular function (GO): protein binding
Source: RefSeq, a predicted model, not a curated record